GGAGACGUUUGCUGCGUAGUCUCUGCUGCUGCGCCAUUCCCUAUUUGUUUUCUUUGUGAGAAUCCUCGCAGUUAUUGAGGUUUGAAUUCAGGGAAGGUGUGAAACAAAGAACCAAGAAUGUCUUAUGCAUAUCUUUUCAAGUAUAUUAUCAUAGGCGACACAGGUGUGGGCAAAUCCUGCCUCCUAUUGCAGUUCACAGACAAAAGAUUUCAGCCUGUACACGACCUGACCAUUGGCGUGGAGUUCGGCGCCCGCAUGAUUACCAUCGAUGGCAAACAAGUCAAACUGCAGAUCUGGGACACGGCGGGUCAGGAGGCGUUCCGGUCCAUCACGCGCUCCUACUACCGCGGCGCGGCCGGCGCGCUGCUCGUGUACGACAUCACUAGGCGCGACACGUUCAACCACCUCACCACGUGGCUGGAGGACGCGCGGCAGCACUCCAACUCCAACAUGGUCAUCAUGCUCAUCGGCAACAAGAGCGACCUGGAGUCGCGGAGAGACGUGAAGCGCGAGGAGGGCGAGGCGUUCGCGCGCGAGCACGGCCUCAUCUUCAUG
Molecule: messenger RNA, 555 nt
Organism: Amphibalanus amphitrite
Lineage: Eukaryota; Metazoa; Arthropoda; Thecostraca; Balanomorpha; Balanidae
Product: ras-related protein Rab-2A
Exons: 5
Cellular component (GO): Golgi apparatus
Molecular function (GO): GTPase activity; GTP binding
Source: RefSeq, a predicted model, not a curated record